Cavia porcellus (domestic guinea pig) is the source of this 4518-nucleotide messenger RNA. RefSeq names its product phosphorylase kinase regulatory subunit beta (gene Phkb). The coding region runs from base 517 to 3435 and encodes 972 amino acids. Gene Ontology annotation, biological process: glycogen metabolic process. The transcript has 32 exons. Gene Ontology annotation, molecular function: calmodulin binding. Lineage: Eukaryota; Metazoa; Chordata; Mammalia; Rodentia; Caviidae. Gene Ontology annotation, cellular component: phosphorylase kinase complex. The record is from RefSeq and is a predicted model, not a curated record.
UUAAGAUUGCUGUAGUUUAGCCUGGGACGCUUUUGAUUAGAGUCAACACUUUGAAAUGGCCAACUCACUUGAUGCAGUCGUCUGCUCUCCACCUGCUUUCUUAAGGUCUGAUACAACAAUUUUAGAUGAUUUCAAGCCUACAGGCAUAUGUGAUAUUUACAAGUAGCUUGAACAACAGUCAGCUUUAUGUGAAGGUGCAUUAAUGUCUCCAAAAAGCUCGUGGCCUGAGGGUCAGUUUAUGAACCUCUUAAAAGCAUUCAUCUUCCAAAACCUGAUAAUGAAACUCUGUGGGAUAAAUUGGAUCAUUAUUACAGAAUUGUCAAGUCCACAUUGCUGCUGUAUCAAAGUCCAACCACUGGUCUGUUCCCAACUAAAACAUGCGGUGUUGAUCAGAAGGCCAGAAUCCAGGACAGUCUCUACUGUGCUGCUGGAGCUUGGGCGUUGGCACUAGCAUACAGGCGCAUUGAUGAUGACAAGGGAAGGACCCAUGAGCUGGAACACUCCGCUAUAAAAUGUAUGAGAGGAAUUCUCUACUGCUACAUGCGUCAGGCUGAUAAGGUCCAGCAGUUUAAGCAGGAUCCACGCCCAACAACAUGUCUUCACUCUGUUUUCAACGUGCAUACUGGAGAUGAGUUGCUGUCUUAUGAGGAAUACGGUCAUCUUCAGAUAAAUGCAGUGUCACUUUAUAUCCUUUACCUUGUGGAAAUGAUCUCUUCAGGACUCCAGAUUAUCUAUAACACUGAUGAGGUCACUUUCAUUCAAAACCUUGUGUUUUGUGUAGAAAGAGUUUACCGUGUACCCGACUUUGGUAUCUGGGAAAGAGGAAGCAAAUACAACAAUGGCAGCACAGAGCUACAUUCCAGCUCUGUUGGCUUAGCAAAAGCAGCUCUAGAGGCAAUUAAUGGAUUCAACCUCUUUGGCAACCAGGGCUGUUCAUGGUCAGUUAUAUUUGUGGAUCUUGAUGCUCACAAUCGCAACCGGCAGACUUUGUGCUCACUGUUACCCCGAGAAUCAAGAUCUCAUAACACAGAUGCCGCCUUGCUCCCUUGCAUCAGUUAUCCUGCAUUUGCCCUGGAUGAUGAAGUGCUGUUCAGUCAGACGCUUGACAAAGUAGUGAGAAAAUUAAAAGGAAAAUAUGGCUUUAAGCGUUUCUUGAGGGAUGGAUAUAGAACAUCAUUGGAAGAUCCCAGCAGACGCUACUACAAACCAGCUGAAAUUAAGCUAUUUGAUGGCAUUGAAUGCGAAUUUCCCAUAUUUUUCCUCUACAUGAUGAUUGAUGGGGUUUUUCGAGGCAAUCCCGCACAAGUCAAGGAGUAUCAGGACCUUUUGACUCCAGUGCUUCAUCAGACUGUGGAAGGAUAUCCUGUUGUACCAAAGUACUAUUAUGUGCCAGCUGAUUUUGUAGAAUGUGAAAAAAGAAACCCCGGUAGUCAAAAGCGAUUUCCUAGCAACUGUGGCCGUGAUGGAAAACUGUUUCUCUGGGGACAAGCGCUUUAUAUCAUCGCCAAACUGCUAGUGGAUGAAUUAAUCAGUCCUAAAGACAUUGAUCCUGUUCAGCGCUAUGUCCCACUACAGAACCAACGUAAUGUGAGCAUGAGGUUCUCCAAUCAGGGCCCACUGGAAAAUGAUUUGGUAGUUCAUGUAGCACUUGUAGCAGAGAGCCAACGCCUUCAAGUUUUUCUUAAUACAUACGGUAUUCAAACUCAGACUCCUCAACAAGUAGAGCCCAUUCAGAUAUGGCCGCAGCAGGAGCUUGUUAAAGCUUAUUUCCACCUGGGUAUCAAUGAAAAGCUAGGACUCUCUGGAAGGCCAGACAGGCCGAUUGGCUGCCUCGGUACAUCAAAGAUUUAUCGCAUUCUAGGAAAGACUGUGGUUUGUUACCCUAUCAUCUUUGACUUAAGUGAUUUCUACAUGUCUCAAGAUGUUUUACUGCUGAUAGAUGACAUAAAGAAUGCACUACAGUUCAUUAAACAAUAUUGGAAAAUGCAUGGACGCCCACUUUUUCUCGUUCUUAUCCGGGAAGACAAUAUAAGAGGUAGCCGGUUCAACCCCAUAUUAGAUAUGCUGGCAGCCUUUAAAAAAGGAAUGAUUGGAGGAGUCAAAGUCCAUGUUGAUCGUCUACAGACACUAAUAUCAGGAGCUGUAGUAGAACAACUUGACUUUCUACGAAUCAGUGGCACAGAAGAGCUUCCAGAAUUUAAGAGUUUUGAAGAAUUGGAAUUUCCCAAACAUUCAAAAGUUAAACGACAAAGCAGCACCCCUGAAGCUCCUGAACUGAUAAAGCAGCCAGACAUCACCAUUGCUGAGUGGAAAAACAAAUCCACCCACGAAAUUCUUCAGAAACUGAAUGACUGCACUUGUCUGGCCAGCCAAGCCAUCCUGCUGGGUAUACUGCUCAAAAGAGAAGGCCCCAACUUCCUCACUAUGGAAGGUACCGUUUCUGAUCACAUUGAGAGAGUCUAUAGAAGAGCUGGCAGCAAAAAGCUUUGGUCGGUUGUACGCCGUGCAGCAAGUCUUUUAAGUAAAGUAGUGGACAGCCUGGCCCCAUCCAUUACUAACGUUUUAGUGCAGGGAAAACAGGUAACUCUGGGUGCCUUCGGGCAUGAAGAAGAAGUUAUCUCUAACCCUUUGUCUCCAAGAGUGAUUAAGAACAUCAUCUAUUAUAAGUGUAAUACUCAUGACGAGAGGGAAGCAGUCAUUCAGCAAGAACUGGUCAUACUUAUUGGCUGGAUCAUCUCCAAUAAUCCUGAGUUAUUCAAUGGCAUGCUGAAAAUACGAAUUGGGUGGAUCAUUCAUGCUAUGGAGUAUGAACUACAGAUCCGUGGCAAAGACAAGCCAUCCAUAGACUUGUAUCAACUGUCACCUAGUGAGGUUAAACAGCUUCUGUUGGAUAUUCUGCAGCCUCAGCAGAGUGGAAGGUGCUGGCUGAACAGGCGUCAGAUCGAUGGGUCUCUGAACAGGACCCCCCCUGGCUUCUAUGACCGUGUGUGGCAAAUCCUGGAACGCACACCCGAUGGGAUCAUUGUGGCCGGCAAGUAUUUGCCACAGCAACCAACCCUAUCAGAUAUGACCAUGUAUGAGAUGAAUUUUUCUCUCCUUGUUGAAGACAUGUUGGGAAAUAUUGACCAGCCAAAGUACAGGCAGAUCAUUGUGGAGUUACUAAUGGUGGUUUCCAUUGUACUGGAAAGAAACCCUGAGCUAGAAUUUCAAGACAAAGUGGAUCUAGACAAACUGGUAAAAGAAGCAUUUCAUGAAUUUCAAAAAGAUGAGAGUCGACUAAAAGAAAUUGAAAAACAAGAUGACAUGACUUCCUUUUACAACACUCCCCCCCUGGGAAAAAGAGGAACAUGCAGCUAUUUGACAAAGGCUGUGAUGAAUUUGCUGCUGGAAGGAGAAGUCAAGGCAAGCAGUGAGGACUCUUGUCUGGUUAGCUAGUGAGAAGGUAGAAGGGGCUCUGCUGAGACUGACUGUGCAGCAGUGUGUGGAGGUUCGUGCUACAGCUUCCUCCAGGCAGCCAUUCACUCACUGCUUAUGAUGGUGAGGAGGUUGCCGUGGCCUGGCAAAGCAGUGGACCUCUUGCAUGUCAUCGCCAAUCUAAUGGUGAGAAAUGUUUUAAUCAAGUGAUUCAUCUUCGUCAUUAUGCCAGCUACAGUAGCCUUCUCUGGACAAUAGAAAUAGCUUAUGAAUUGAAAAAUCAUUGCUGCAUGUUUUAUAAUCAAAGAGUUCAUCAGAGCUGGACGUGGUGGUGCACACCUGAUAUCCCAGCACUCGGGAGGCUGAGGCAGGGAAGAUCACUGUUCAAGAACAGCUUGGACUACAUAGCAAGACUGAGUGAAAAGGAAGAGAGAGGAAAGGAAGAAGGAAAGAAAGGUGAGACAGAGAAAAUACAGCUGCAUUAAAAUGAAUCAUUGCUCUUUAGACUGAACUUGCACCUUUCUGCCAUUAAAAUGAAUUAGCCAACUAGUAAUGCUUACUGUGAAUCAAAAGGUACUGGAGAAGUGAGAGCAUCUGGAAGUGGCACUGUCAUGUUAGAUGAUGGUAGUGCGCAUCCUGAAGGCCAAGGAGGCAGCUGAGUUUCAGAAACCGCGAUGUUAGUAUUUUAGUAUAUAAAGCAAUUGUACAAUUUUUACCUUGAGCACCUGACUGUGGUUUUGUGUUUGUGUGAGGUAUCAGAAUUGCACUGAAAUCUAAUAUAUAAAUCUGUGCCUUAUCAGACAUUUUCUUUCAAUUACCAAUCAAUACAGAACAUAUUUAGGCUGAUUCAGAAGUAUGUUAAACUUAGGACUAUUAACCUUCUAAAAGCAAAAUUAAAUGUCAUUAAAUUUUAUUUCUGAAUUAAUGUAUCUGGACAGAUUGCUUAUUCAAGCUCACAAUAUUGAGUUUAAUGCUCCUGAACAUUCUCAUCUAGUGGCUUUGGACAUAGAGUGAAAAAUAAUCUGUAGUACUUACCAUUAUACAUUUUUGCUAUCAAAUAUACUUAAGCAAAAUUAAUAAAAAUUAAAAUAUUAAACAGUUGAA